Messenger RNA from Notolabrus celidotus (New Zealand spotty), 3446 nucleotides. RefSeq names its product potassium channel, subfamily K, member 15 (gene kcnk15). The transcript is spliced from 3 exons. Gene Ontology annotation, biological process: stabilization of membrane potential; potassium ion transmembrane transport. Bases 462 to 1766 code for a protein of 434 amino acids. The record is from RefSeq and is a predicted model, not a curated record. Gene Ontology annotation, molecular function: potassium ion leak channel activity. NCBI's taxonomy places the organism in Eukaryota, Metazoa, Chordata, Actinopteri, Labriformes, Labridae. Gene Ontology annotation, cellular component: membrane.
GCUAUCUUGAUUAAUUCCUGAUCAGACGCACCACCCGACAGGCACGCUGAAGGACACAAAUCAAACCCACCCAGGCCCAACAGGUGCGUGCUGCUGGGCCUGGGAAAACGCAGCACUGUCCAUGACUUGACUGCUGUAUUCGGCCCAUUGCAUCUAAACGUCUACCCCCAUUGAGGCGUGUGAGGAUUUCAUGCUGUUUUUCACAGUUUUUGUCACAGUUGUCACUCCUGAGCCCGUUGAGCUCAAAAUGUUUGAGAUUGUUGACAAACUGCAGAACAGAAACAGGAGGCAGGGGUCGCACGAGGACAGGGAGGUUAAGUGGACGGGUCGGAAGUGGGACUACACACAACACAAGACUCACGUGCAGCGUUUCAGUCAGCUGCAACACCAAUGUGGAGGCUACGCUGAAGAACCAGUCCCACCACCUGUAACUGCGCCUCUCUGCUCCCCCCGACUUUUUCAUGCCGAAGCCGAGGAUGAAGAAGCAAAACAUCCGGACCCUGUCGCUCAUCCUCUGCAUGUUCUCGUACCUGCUGGUCGGCGCCGCGGUGUUUGACGCGCUGGAGUCCGAGUCGGAGAACUCCCGCAGGCGCAUCCUGGAGCAGAAGCGCAACGAGAUGAAGAAGAAGUACCGCUUCUCCGAGGACGACUACCGCGAGAUCGAGCGAGUGGUGCUGCAAGCUGAGCCCCAUCGCGCCGGGAGACAGUGGAAAUUUGCAGGCUCUUUUUACUUUGCCAUAACAGUCAUCACCACCAUUGGUUAUGGACACGCAGCACCAGGCACAGAUGCAGGAAAAGUCUUCUGCAUGUUCUAUGCCGUGCUGGGCAUCCCUCUCACUUUGGUCAUGUUCCAGAGCCUGGGAGAAAGGAUGAACACAUUCGUCCGCUAUCUCCUUCAUAAGCUGAAGCAGUGCCUGGGCUUUAGACGCAACGAGGUGUCCAUGGAGAACAUGGUCUUGGUGGGCUUCCUGUCUUGCAUCGGAACACUGUGUGUUGGGGCUUCCGCCUUCUCCCACUUUGAGGGAUGGAGCUUCUUCCACGCUUACUACUACUGCUUCAUCACGCUCACUACCAUUGGCUUUGGAGACUACGUGGCCCUACAGAAGAAGGAGGACCUCCAGGAAAAGACACCCUACGUGGUGUUCAGCUUCAUGUACAUCCUGGUGGGGCUGACUGUCAUCGGGGCCUUCCUGAAUCUGGUUGUGCUUCGCUUCCUCACCAUGAACACUGAGGAUGAGAGGAGGGACGCUCAAGAGAGGGCAUCACUGAAGAGGGACAAGGGCCUCUUGGACAGAGGUCUUCGUGUUGUGGGGGAGCAGAGCAGAGACAGUCACAGAGAGAGAAACAGGAGCAACGCAGCGCACAGUCACAACCACAGCACACUUCUCCUCCCAAUGGAGGAAGGAACCAGCCGCACAAACCUCAUCACUUCCUCCCCAGUGGACCAGGAGGGACUAAGGAGCCCCUGCAGACACAGGCUACAUUUUCAAAUCAAGACAGAAAGAUGCAGGAGAGAGUCCAGCCUCAGCUCCCUCUGCUCGUGUGUGUGGUACCGUUUGGGGAUGUGUGACAGUCCUCUUGUGUCCCACAGUGAACACCAACACGGCUGCCAUAUUAACUCUGUGUACUACAAUUCUGUGUCCUAUAGGAUCGAGGGCUGCUCUCCGGUGUCAAGGGACAACACUAGACUCUCGUCCCCAGGGAGCACACUCUCACCUGGGCACAGCUUCCUAGAGUUCCCUCGUUCGAGGAGAAAGUCAGUUUGAGGAGGACUAUAAAGGGGAGUAUUUGCACAGACUGUAAACAGUAUUUCUUAAAGUGUUUGACUUUUUGUGUAUGUGAAAAGAUACUGACUGUAUGUUCCUUUUGAAAAUACUUGUUUUUUUGUGAACAAAGGAUAAGAUUUCUUUUCCUGUUUUACCACAACAUUGAUUUUGAUCUGCUGUUUUCCUCGCAUGUAAGCCAAAAGUGUGGUGCAUGCUAAAAAGAAUAUAAAGCACACGAUGUGAAUGCAUGAGUGCUGAGUAAAGAUGUCAACAGUCUGGCUUUUGAUCUAUUAUAACAGAGGUAUUUUGGAUAUAGUGCUCAUCAAUGAUUGUGUAACUGUUCAGUGAAUGUAUGUGAAGAAUCCUCAUUUGCUCCUUGCUUCAGACGAAAACUUUUUCAUGCCAUAGCCAGAAGAUGUCAUUACACUUUUAUAUUAAAAAAGCCUUAAAGAACUUUGACCAAGCACAGGAGGUACGUGGCUUCUUAGCUCAGUGACUUUAAUAAAUUCUAUCUUUGCCUAAAAUAUGUAAUAACUUCUGUGCAUUCUUUAGCAGAGAUUAGUGCUGGGCGAUAUUGAAAUUUAUGAUGUCACUAUAAAAUAUUUAAUAUCAGUUGAUAUCGAUAAUUAUCACGAUAAAUAUCAAAUUAUGGUUUCAUUUCAAUUUCAAUGCAGAUAUUUGGUCCUGAGUGAAAGUUGAAGAAACCAGACAGUUUGUUAGUUUGUAUCUGGAUUUAGUUUUCUGAUAAACUUCUUGAAGCCAUCAUUUCUGACGGUGCUAACAGGAAGCAGGUCUUUUGUGUGAAAUGAGAUUUUUGUGAAGUUUUAGUUUGUAAUUCUUAUUUUUCUUAGAUUGAGGUUAUUCGAUAAUUUGAUUUAAAUUUACAACAAAAAUAUAUCAAAUUGAAUACUGUGUAUCAGUUUAGUAGAGUAUUGUUUUGAGUUUUGCUCUCCCCUUUAAGAUUACUAAGGGUUACAGGCAGAGUGAUGUUUCCCACAGUGCAGUGAAUGCAUCACGCUCGUUCAGUUGUCCUACGGUCGUGGUUGUCUCUGUGCUCUUCCUUUACCCACAUCCUGAAAGUAUAUUUAAUGAAGUGUAUUAAGUUAAUAGUUAAUGCAGAGUCGACUCAGUGUCAGACUAACGACUCUGCUUUGAGCUGGUAGGUUUUGAGUUUUCUUCAGCGUAGCUGUCGCUCUCAGCUGUGUUUACAUUCUGCUCUGAACGUCUUUGAGCCCCGCCUACCUUUCAUCCCGCAACAUGAUUGGCUGUUCAAUGCCGUCUUCUUCCUCUGUCUAAUGUUGGGUGGCAACUAGCGCUUAAGGCUCAUUAGCGCCCCCUCCAUUUUAAGUGGCUGGGGGGGUGUAAUUACAUGUUUGUUUAUAUCGAUUUUUUAUCAAAAUUUUUUUAUAUUUAUAUUGAGAAAUGAUAUCACGAUAAUUGUCGUUAUCGAAUUAUCGCCCAGCACUAGCAGUGAUGCACUCGGAUAUAAAGAGAUUAUGAUUGUUAUACGACUGAUGGAUGUAGCACACAACAGAUAUGUAGCUGGUUAAUCGUAAACUUCCAGCCAACCUGGAAGAUCGUCACUUCUUAGCGAGGAUGUGUCCUUGUAGACUUGGUUUCUUGACAGACCUGAUGUGAAACUCUUACAAUGUUGUUUUAUUAAACCAAAGGAAAAGAAAA